GCGUCGAUACGUUGUGUCGAAUCGUAGUGCUGUGAAAACGGCAUCGGAGUUCAGGUGUAAAUCGUUGCAUCACUACCAGAUAGAGUUGCUAAUGGUAAAUAUUAAUGUCGAGUUUACAUAAGGUUAGCCAACACACCACUUUAAAUCAGUGCUCAGAAGCUUGAUAGCCAGCUUACCUUAGCAUCUCCAGUGUGCUAGUAGUGCUGCUAGAGAGCAGAUAUCGUUGAAGUUCCAGCAAUGUCAAUGUGGAAGGGACUGCACAUGACAGCGCGUGCCGCUCAUGGAAUUCAUGUUUCCUCGCGAUUUAUCCAUAAACACACGCAACUCUGCACCCUUUGGUCCCGAAACAUCAACACUGGUAGACCCGUGCAAAAUGAGUUCUUCAAAGGUGAGAUGAUCAACUUUUUUCACUUUUGCCUUUGUGUCCUACCUAGCUAGCUAAUUUGCCAAAGUAGUUUCCAUGACAUUUCAUAUUCCUCUAUAGAAAUUGAUGAUAAACUACUAUAUGCAUUUUGAUUGUUGACAUUUUGUGCCGUUUGCUGUAAUAAUAUACUUUUUGUUGACAUUGUGUUGAAAUGACUCCCUUACAUAAUUUUAGUAUGGUAACCUGUAUUUGAAAUUAGAUCUGAAAGGGAAAAAUAACUGUUGAAAUUCUUCUUGUAGUUGGUGUGAAUGCCAUGUAUUAUCAUCAAGUCCCUCUGCAGCCAGAUAUGAGAACUAAGUCACUUUAGUAGUUACAACCAGAUAACUAGAAUGACACAUUCAGAGUGCCUUAUAGUCCCGUGUAGCUCAGUUGGUAGAGCAUGGCGUUUGCAACGCCAGGGUUGUGGGUUCGUUUCCCACGGGGGACCAGUAUAAAAAAUUAAAUAAAAAAUGUGUGCACUCACUAACUGUAAGUCGCUCUGGAUAAGAGAGCCUGCUAAAUGACUAAAAUGUAAAAUGUCCUAAUAGAAAUAACAAUAACAAUCUAUUUCUCAACACAGAUCUGGAGAACCAGUUCAAAGCGUUCAGGGAGAAAGCGGCGGACGCCAUGCCUGGCAGUGACUGGACUCCGUUUGAGAAGAACCGCUCACUCCCCCCUGAGAGGGCGGACAUCGUGAUCGUAGGAGGUGGCGUGGUGGGCUGGUCCAUUGCCUAUUGGCUGAAGCAGAAAGAGAUGAUUCGGGACGGGGUGCGGGUGCUGGUGGUUGAGAAGGACCCCACUGUGAGUGGCCUAGGCUGUGUCACGUGACCUCACUCACGUCCUUACAUUUUACAUUUUAGUCAUUUAGCAGACGCUCUUAUCCAGAGCGACUUACAGUUAGUGAGUGCAUACAUUUUCAUACUGGCGUCCUCUGAAUACAUUUGAACCUCAAGCUAUGUCCCAAUAAUCUCUCCUGUCUCUGUGUGCACAUGUUCACUUCCCUUCACUGAUUUUAAAGGAAAUGACUGGUAUAAGAAAUAUGGUGGAAACUCCCAGUACCCAUGCCUCUAUCAAUCCAAUGCUUUUAGAUUUGUGGGAAGUAGUAAACGAGUGCAUAUUAUUGGGAUGCACCUCAGGCUUGGGGCUGUCCUAAUGGUCGCUGAAACGUUCCUUUCCAUAUCACCUUUCCUUGAUGACCAAGUAUAAACAAAGAGACUAGACUCUUAAGUCAUCUUAGAUCAGAUGCUAGUCAAAUCAUUUGAGACUGCUACACCAUCACAGAGUAGUGCACAGACUAAAUCUAUGUGCUAAUCUGUAUCUUCUAUCUCCCUGUCUAUCCAGUACUCCCAGGCCUCCACGGUGCUGUCUGCUGGGGGGAUUCGACAGCAGUUCUCCCUGCCAGAGAACAUCCACCUGUCCAUGGCCUCUGCUGACUUCAUGAGGAACAUCAAUGUAGGUCACUGACACUGUGACCACCAGCAAGUAUCAGCCAUUAAGUCACUGUGACCACCAGCUUGUGUCAGCUAUUAGGUCACUGUGACCUCUAGCUAGUGUCAGUCAUUAAGUCACUGUGACCACCAGCUAGUGUCAGGUUGUUUACUGUGACAUCUAGCUAGUGUCAGGUUGUUUACUGUGACAUCUAGCUAGUGUCAGGUUGUUUACUGUGACAUCUAGCUAGUGUCAGGUUGUUUACUGUGACAUCUAGCUAGUGUCAGGUUGUUUACUGUGACAUCUAGCUAGUGUCAGGUUGUUUACUGUGACAUCUAGCUAGUGUCAGGUUGUUUACUGUGACAUCUAGCUAGUGUCAGGUUGUUUACUGUGACAUCUAGCUAGUGUCAGGUUGUUUACUCAUAUAAUACAGUACUCAUAUAAUACAGUUGACCAUUUCCAUACACCACUUGAGUUGUCCACAUGAGGCAUUGGCAACCCUGUCAAUAUAUGGCCAAUCUGCAGUCAAAAUGUACUAUUUGUAUCUAUUAUGGGAUUCCCAUUAGCUGCUUCCUGAAUACACAAAAGUGUUUUUUGUUCUUCAUAAAAGGUUUGGGUUUUAAGCAUAAGGUUAGGGAUAGUUUUUAAAUAAUUUUUAGGGAGAUAGUGGUACUUCUGUCUUUGCAGCUUGGGACAAUAGUGACAACUAUCAAUUUGUUUAUGGCAUUCUAUAGCCCUGUUGAUUAAGUGUUUUUUGAUUGUUUGAGUGUAAAGUGAUUGACAGUUUGUUGUGCCUUCUCAGGAACACUUGAGUGUACUGAAUGAAGACCCCGUGGACCUGCAGUUCAACCACUCCGGAUAUCUCUUUCUGGCCAGUGAAAAAGUGGCUCAUAUCAUGGAAGAAAACUACAGCACCCAGAGGUGAACACUUGUACCCUACAUGCUACACUUACGCACCCUACACAAAAAUAUGCCAUCAUGCAAAUAUUUAAAUGGACCCUGAUGCCGUAAUUUGACAAUCGCUAUUCAUUUUAAUUCAAAAUCAGACAUGCUGGAGCAAAAGUCUCUCUUCUUUCACCCACACAACUGAAGGAGAAAUUUCCAUGGAUCAACACUGAUGGAGUAGUGCUGGCUUCAUAUGGUGAGUACAGAUCUUCUUUGUGACUUUGUUAUUGUUAUGAGUGACAGAAGACAAUAUAGUAUUACCUGAAACGCUUAAGGGGGCAUAAUCUGGGUCCAUGCAACAAUAAGACAAUGAAUAUUGUCUUCUUUAAAGCAAAUGUAGCAUAUGCAGUCUUUGGUACAUUGACUGAGAUCUGAGAUCCAAUAAGCAAUAUGUUCAACAUUUCUGAACAGUUGCAAUAUACACUCAGUGGCCAGUUUAUUAGGUACUAGGUACACCCAACUACUGGGUCGAACCCCCCUUUGCCUCCAGAACAGCCGAAAUUCUUCGGGGCAUGGAUUCUAGAAGGUGUCAGAAACGUUCAAACUUUGCUCAAUUGGUAUCAAGUGACCUAUCUUGUGCCAGGAAAACAUUCCCCACACCAUUACACCACCGCCACCAGCCUGUACCGUUGACACCAGACAGGAUGGGGCUCUGCCAUCAGCAUGACUCAACAGGAACCGGGAUUCGUCGGCCCAGGCAAUGUUUUUCCCACUCCUCAAUUGUCCAGUGUUAGUGAUCGCGUGCCCACUAGAGCCGCUUCUUCUUGUUUUUAGCUGAUAGGAGUUUAACAUUUUUACAUUUUAGUCAUUUAGCAGACGCUCUUAUCCAGAGCGACUUACAGUUAGUGAGUGCAUACAUUCUUUUUUCAUACUGGUCCCCCGUGGGAAACGAACCCACAACCCUGGCGUUGCAAACGCCAUGCUCUACCAACUGAGCUACACGGCCGGCCUCCUGGGCUUUUAACCCGGUGUGGUUGUCUGCUGCUAUAGCCCAUCUGUGACAAGGACCGAGAAGUUGUGCGUUCCGAGAUGUCAUUCUGCACACCACUGUUUUACUGCGCUGUUAUUUGCCUGUUAGCUUGCACAAUUCUUGCAUUCUCCUUCGACCUCUCUCAUCAACGAGCUGUUUUCGCCGACAGAACUGCCGCUUACUGGAUGUUUUUUGUUUGUCGCACCAUUCUCGGGAAACCCUAGACACUGUCGUGCGUGAAAAGCCCAGGAGGCCGGCCGUUUCUGAGAUACUGGAACCGGUGCGCCUGGCACCGACGAUCAUACCACGCUCAGGUCACUCGUUUUGCCCAUUCUAACGUUCAAUCGAACAGUAACUGAAUGCCUCUGUCUGCCUGCUUUAUAUAGCAAGCCACGGCCACGUGACUCACUGUCCUCACUGUCUGUAGGAGCGAACCAUUUUCGUGAACGGGGUGGUGUACCUAAUAAACUGGUCACUGAGUGUAUAGCCAGUGUGUUGUACGCCCUGUCUUCGUCAAUGUAUCUCUAAAUUCAGUACUGUUAGCCAGUUAAGCAUGCUUUCAGUGCAGCAGUCCAGACACAUGUCUGUCAAGUAAUUCACUGAUUAACCUUUUACACUCAUACCCGUAUACAGGUUGAAAAUUGCAGAUUGACACUGAUAAGUGCCUAAAUUUGAACGCAGUGGCUGUACAGUAACAUGCUAAACAUGAAGUCAGAGCUCAGGGUCUCUGCUUCACAGCUCUGUAUGGGUUUUGACUGACAGCCAUUCUGAACUUGAGCACCUCGCGCAACAAAAAGUUGCCCCCAUGCAAAUGUUUUGUCUGAGUGAGGAAAUGCUAUAAAUUACGAGGACUCUGUAUUUUGAAAGAUGAGACGUUGAGGAUUAUAUUAAAUACUGCUUUGAUGUCAUACAAGCAAGCCAAACACUGAGUCCAAAUGUGCACUUCACAUUGCCAUAUCAAAGAACUAAUUUACAGUGAGGGAAAAAAGUAUUUGAUCCCCUGCUGAUUUUGUACGUUUGCCCACUGACAAAGACAUGAUCAGUCUAUAAUUUUAAUGGUAGGUUUAUUUGAACAGUGAGAGACAGAAUAACAACAACAAAAUCCAGAAAAACACAUGUCAAAAAUGUUAUAAAUUGAUUUGCAUUUUAAUGAGGGAAAUAAGUAUUUGACCCCUCUGCAAAACAUGACUUAGUACUUGGUGGCAAAACCCUUGUUGGCAAUCACAGAGGUCAGACGUUUCUUGUAGUUGGCCACCAGGUUGGAUUUUGUCCCACUCCUCUUUGCAGAUAUUCUCCAAGUCAUUAAGGUUUCGAGGCUGACGUUUGUUCAACUCGAACCUUCAGCUCCCUCCACAGAUUUUCUAUGGGAUUAAGGUCUGGAGACUGGCUAGGCCACUCCAGGACCAUAAUGUGCUUCUUCUUGAGCCACUCCUUUGUUGCCUUGGCCGUGUGUUUUGGGUCAUUGUCAUGCUGGAAUACCCAUUUUCAAUGCCCUGGCUGAGGGAAGGAGGUUCUCACCCAAGAUUUGACGGUACAUGGCCCUGUCCAUCGUCCCUUUGAUGCAGUGAAGUUGUUCUGUCCCCUUAGCAGAAAAACACCCCCAAAGCAUAAUGUUUCCACCUCCAUGUUUGACGGUGGGGAUGGUGUUCUUGGGGUCAUAGGCAGCAUUCCUCCUCCUCCAAACACGGCGAGUUGAGUUGAUGCCAAAGAGCUCAAUUUUGGUCUCAUCUGACCACAACACUUUCACCCAGUUCUCCUCUGAAUCAUUCAGAUGUUCAUUGGCAAACUUCAGACGGGCAUGUAUAUGUGCUUUCUUGAGCAGGGGGACCUUGCGGGCGCUGCAGGAUUUCAGUCCUUCACUGCGUAGUGUGUUACCAAUUGUUUUCUUGGUGCCUAUGGUCCCAGCUGCCUUGAGAUCAUUGACAAGAUCCUCCCGUGUAGUUCUGGGCUGAUUCCUCACCGUUCUCAUGAUCAUUGCAACUCCGAGGUGAGAUCUUGCAUGGAGCCCCAGGCCGAGGGAGAUUGACAGUUAUUUUGUGUUUCUUCCAUUUGCGAAUAAUCACACCAAGUGUUGUCACCUUCUCACCAAGCUGCUUGGCGAUGGUCUUGUAGCCCAUUCCAGCCUUGUGUAGGUCUACAAUCUUGUCCCUGACAUCCUUGGAGAGCUCUUUAGUCUUGGCCAUGAUGGAGAGUUUGGAAUCUGAUUUGAUUGAUUGCUCUGUGGACAGGUGUCUUUUAUACAGGUAACAAGCUGAGAUUAGGAGCACUCCCUUUAAGAGUGUGCUCCUAAUCUCAGCUCGUUACCUGUAUAAAAGACACCUGGGAGCCAGAAAUCUUUCUGAUUGAGAGGGGGUCAAAUACUUAUUUCCCUCAUUAAAAUGCAAAUCUAUUUAUAACAUUUUUGACAUGCGUUAUUCUGUCUCUCACUGUUCAAAUAAACCUACCAUUAAAAUUAUAGACUGAUCAUGUCUUUGUCAGUGGGCAAACGUACAAAAUCAGCAGGGGAUGAAAUACUUUUUUCCCUCACUGUAAGAUAGUGUCAACGUUUAUGAUCACUAUGUUUGAUAUACAGUUACAAGAUGACAUGGCGUUAUACCCUGGGUUGUCCUGAACAUAAUGAGCCUGUGUUGUAUUGUGAAGAGAAUUUGCUGCGGACCACACAUCGGAAUGCACUCAUGACUCCUUUCUAUGCGCACCAAAAUUACUAUCUGCUUUUCUGAAUUGCCUUGUGAAAGCCUAACACGAAGAUUGUAUUUUAUAAUUUAGUUAGUCAUGUUGGAAAUAGAAGAAGCUUUCAAAUGAUGCCCAACUGAGCCAGAUUGUGAUUUAUAAUGGGCUGUUUUUGGAUUGCGUAAAAAAAUUAAAAUAAUAAUUGUAUAAAGGUGGGGAUGCAGGGUUGUGUUCCAAACAAAACAACUACAAGUGUGCUUGCUCUAGUUCCUCAACGGCAUAGCUAGUAGACAAAAAAAAAAAGACUCUACUUUGCAGCGAAAAGUACAGUAAAUGUAAAAUGCACAUCAUAUCAAGUGUAAUGUUUGGAUUCAGUCUUGUGUCAACUGUUGUCCUCACCUUUAGUGUAAUAAUUUUCCCAUAAUCUCCUAACUGUUCCCUUUUAAUUGCUAAUAUGGUUAUGCAUAUGCUUUCCAUAUUUCUUCUGCAAGAAACAUUUCAAUGUAGCCCUAUCCAUAUAGGCCAAUUCCCAUGAGUGUAAGGGGUUAGCUACUGGAACACUAGGGAGUAUGUCUUGCAUAACUUUUCCAGUAAUGUUGAUUGUUAUCAGUGGAACAAUAUAAUCCUGUUAGUGUUCUCACACACUGCUCGUGAAGAAAAGCAAUCCAUCAAUAAUUUGCAACCUGGCACAGACUCGCCCCAUGAUUUUGUUGGCUAGAACCAAUGAAAUGACUUCCUUUCUGGGUUAAGCAUAAACUGGCUCUCUUCUCCGAAGUGAUCUCUACUUUGACAAUGUCACCUCCUCCCUUUGCCCUUUUUGCCCCCAGGGCUGGAGAACGAGGGCUGGUUCGACCCCUGGAUGCUGUUGAACGCUUUCAGACGGAAGGCCAUCUCCAUGGGGGUCUACCAGUGCUUUGGAGAAGUCACAGGUUUGUGCUUGUGCCAAUGUCACAGCGUUGUGGAACAGACAAGCCAUGUACACACUACUGAGCCAAGCUAAACCAAUCUAACCGAGCUGUAUAUUGAUGAUUUUGGUGAUGCUGUGUUUCAGGUUUUAGGUAUACCACAAACACAAUGACUACUGCAGAAGGAGACAAGGUGGAUUUCAGGAGAAUUAAGUAUGCUAAUGUAAGUAUGACUCCUGAUUUGUGCAAGGAAAAUUUUCACUGAACAUUAACUCCAAUUCAGUUGCUGUGUUUACCUCGAUCUCCUGUGUUUUAGAGGGCAAACUAAUUUAGUGUGCAGACUCAUUCCUGAGUCAAGAUCAAAAGAUUUUAACACCCAGAUCAUCACUUGAGUUAAUCAACGCAGGGUUGAGAGAAACAGUUGAGUAGGGCAAAACAUUUUGCAACAGUAAACAUCAUCCCCCACGAAUGAUGCACCCCCCCCCCCCCCCUCUCUCUGGCAAGACGCAUCAUUCACCCAAGUUUCGCCAAAAUCGCCAGUGCUGUCUGAGGUCGCAUGUGACUAACGGACAGACGGAGACUGAACUACAGUCCCCUCCCCAAUUUCAUCAUAGGGGACAACAAUCUGUAUUUUACAGUAAUUUGGACAUGUUCAAGUAAUACCUCCCCAUUUCAAAAUGUUUGUCCCUACUGAACACGACCCAGCUCAAACAGUAGCUAGGAUCUCUCCACCAUUAUGGUCCAUUCCUAAGUACCUGUCCCUGGUGUCUUGAGUAGGUCCAGAUGCCCAACAGUCUGGAGUACCAGCCUGUGGAGUGUGCCAUCGUAGUGAACGCUGCAGGUGCCUACUCCAGUAAGGUGGCAGAGAUGAUGGGCAUCGGGUUCGGCCCGAAAGACACCAUCGCUGGCAUCCCGCUACCCGUGGAGCCCAGGAAAAGGUACGUUGAAUAGAGGAGCAUGAAUGGAUGUAGUUGGAACACAAAGGCUCCCCACCCCCCGAUGUACUGUAUCAUAACACUGAUGAUAUCACAAAUCACCGGCUACUUUGGGGGGAAAAAACUGUAUCAGGCCUCUGUAUAUUAUGUGUUUGUGGUACUGAUAUAUCAGUGUAUUUCUUGUGGGUCUUCGUCUAGGUUCAUCUAUGUGGUCCACUGUCCAAACGGGCCAGGGCUGGACACUCCCUUCCUCGUAGACUACUCUGGAGUGUACUUCAGACGAGAGGGGCUGGGAGGAAACUACAUUGCUGGGAUGUCACCAGAGGAGGUGAGGAAGAGGAUUGCCUUAUUCCUCUCUAACUAUUACAUUUUGAACCCUGAGUCAGCUGAUGAGGUCGCUCUUCCAAAAAUUAUCUAGAUUCUAUAUUAGGCUAACCUCAAAUAAUGGUUCAAUAAACAGCAUUCAGUAAGCUCAAAAAUGGGAGAAAACGCUUUGAGACAGAACAACCAAUUAGUUUUUGGUUGAGGGAUUUCUCCUUUCUCCCAUCUUUGCUCUACUGAACUCGCCCCAAAGGAGUCUGGGAAGUGGUGUUCAUUAUUUGCAACCCCUUCAGGAAGAGGAGCCAGAGACCAAUAACCUGGAGGUGGACCACGAGUUCUUCCAGGAGAAGAUCUGGCCCCAUUUGGCCCACCGGGUCCCUGCCUUUGAGUGCCUCAAGGUAAAUUGAUGUACCAUUGCAACCACAGAAUUACAUAGUAAAAUGGGUCUUAAUAGUUCCAACCUUCCUCGCCUCUGAAAACUGGGUUGUGUUCAGUAGGCACCAAAUGUUAGAAACAGGGCGGUUCCAUCCGUAUGCUCUAAUGAACGUUCCCUUUUCCGAGGGAAAGUCAGUACAGUUGAUAAAUCUAUUGCUACUGUUUCUGCUUCUGUCCUUUGUGCUGCUUUCAAAUUAGCUCCAUAUCUUUGCCGAUAACUUCUGUCCCUCCUAUUUUAACACCGUCUCUCUUCACUCCUUUCAGGUGACGAGCGCAUGGGCCGGCUUCUAUGACUACAACACAUUUGACCAGAACGGCAUUGUGGGCAUGCACCCGCUGGUCAACAACAUGUUCUUCGCCACAGGCUUCAGCGGGCACGGGCUGCAGCACUCGCCGGCAGUGGGGCGCGCCAUGGCCGAACUCAUCCUGGACGGGGGCUUCAAGACCCUGGACCUGAGCGCCCUCAGCUUCAAACGCAUCAUGACCAAGGAACCCAUGUUAGAGCGGAACAUUGUCUAAGAGGGAGAGGAUGAGUUGGACAUUUUGGCGAAGGGAGAAAAGAGGAAUGCCUUGUCCCAUUCUACAGUCUUGCGGUAUAUGGUCUCGAAAUGUGAGUUUGCACAAGUUUCUGGUAAGGUGAAUGGUGUCCUAUUCAUUUCUUCACUAAAGUGCAUGAGGGAACGACCGCACAAUUCACAAGCUCAAUUCAGUGGUCUACCGGUGAGACCACAUAGCAACGGCCUCAGCCAAAGUGCUUUGUACUUAGAAACAGUCACCCAUAGCUUGGGAGUGCUCAGAACUCUGACCGCAAGAAUGGAAAAAAUGGGAUGAGGCAGAAACGCAUCUCAGGAAGGAGUGAGGGACUUUGUGGGAUGAGGAAGAGAAGAAAGGGGGUAGAAGAGAGCCCUGACAGCAAACAUGGACUUCUGAAGUUGCCACUGAAUUUAAGAUGCCCAAUAUCUAACAUACUGUACAGAAUAAUAUAUGGUACAGACAUACAAUGUGUUGUCGCAAUUAGAAAGUCUUUGUUGGAUAUUGGAGUAAAUUCCAUUCCUCCAAUGGUAAACCUGUAUUGUAUGGCUUGAUUAUGCAUCUAUAGAUAAAACAUUCAGGAUAUGUUUUGUAUGAAUAAUAUAGCUGGGGCGAACAGGAGCUAGGCCUACC
Coregonus sp. 'balchen' is the source of this 10176-nucleotide messenger RNA. Lineage: Eukaryota; Metazoa; Chordata; Actinopteri; Salmoniformes; Salmonidae. The record is from the annotation of a GenBank genome assembly.